AUUUCCAGCUGUGACCAAACCAAAGUUAUGCCCUGCCCUUCACAUUCACAUGCUUCCAACCAGACCUCAAUCCUUUAACCCUAGUUAAACCUCUAACCACUCGACUCCCACUCCCAUUCUUUCCUUUUUUUAUCUUCUUCCUUCUCAUUGUCUCUCACUCUCUCUCUCUCUAUCUCACUCUGUUCAGUCUCUAGUAAUACAGCUAUAUACACAAUGGAAGCCUUACAGCGGCUUUUUUUCUUGUUCCUUGCUUUCUCUGCACUCAGCACCACCAUUACAGCCCAUAACAUCACCGACAUUCUUUCUGGUUUUCCAGACUACUCUGAGUUCAACAAAUACCUAACCCAAACAAAACUAGCAGAUGAAAUCAACAGUAGGGAGACGAUUACUGUACUCGCUCUCAGCAAUGGGGCUAUGUCUGCCCUCGCUUCCAAACACCCCCUUUCCGUUAUCAAAAAUGCUCUUAGCCUUCUUGUUUUACUUGACUACUAUGAUCCCUCAAAGCUCCACCAGAUCUCUAAAGGCACUACCCUCUCCACCACUCUUUACCAAACUACCGGAAACGCCCCUGGCAAUUUAGGCUUCGUCAACAUCACUGAUCUCCAAGGCGGAAAGGUCGGCUUUGGUUCCGCUGCUCCUGGCUCUAAGCUUGAUUCCUCAUACACCAAGUCCGUUAAGCAAAUCCCUUACAACAUCUCUGUAAUCGAGGUCAGCGCUCCCAUUGUUGCUCCAGGGAUCUUCACUGCUCCGGCACCGUCACCCUCCGAUGUUAACAUAACUGGCUUGCUUGAAAAGGCUGGUUGCAAAACUUUUGCUGGUUUGCUUCUUUCAAGCGGUGUGCUUAAGACUUAUCAGUCAGCUGCUGAUAAAGGUUUGACCAUUUUUGCACCAAACGACGAAGCUUUUAAGGCUGCUGGAGUUCCUGAUCUAAGCAAGCUUUCGAAUGCUGAGCUUGUUUCUCUUCUGGAGUAUCAUGCCUCCGUUGGAUACAGUCCUAAAGGAGCUCUGAAGACUAGUAAAGAUCCAAUCUCAACUCUGGCCACUAACGGCGCUAACAAGUACGAUCUCACGGUUUCUAGUGCUGGUGAUGACGUCACUCUCCAUACCGGUGUUGACUCAUCGAGAGUCGCUGAAACAGUUCUUGACUCGACGCCUCUUGUGAUUUUCACUGUUGAUAAUGUGCUUCUCCCGACGGAAUUGUUUGGAAAAUCUCCAUCUCCUGCUCCGGCUCCUGAGCCGGUGGCUGCACCGUCUCCUUCUCCGGCUACUACUCCAAGUCCAGCUCCUGCUAGCGUCGAGGCACCAUCGCCAUUGGCUGCUUCUCCCCCUGCGCCGCCGAUGGGGACUCCUGAAGGAGCUCCUUCUGAUGCGCCGGCGGGAUCAGAGAAUAGUACAGCGGAUAAUGCUGCUUUUCACGCGGCUGCACCUGCAUUGUUCACAUUACUGGUCGCUAUUUCUGCCUCUGUACUCGGUUCGAUUCUCAUGGCCUGAAUCGUAAUUAUCUAGCUGUCAAUUUAUUUACCGUAUUUUUUUUUUUUUUUUGGAUAUUGAGUUGUUAUUUACUUUUAUUUUAGUUGUUAAGAGAGCUUUUUAUUUUUUGAAUUUUUUUUAAUUUAUUAUGAUUUUCAUUUAUGGAUCUGAUGGGGAUGAAGUGAAGUGAGCUGGCUGCGCAUUUUAGCAGCGAUAGUGUUGUUUUUAUUAGAGACGAUUGUUAUCGGGUGCUACGCUUUCCAUUAUUUUAAUGUUAGAUCUGUCGGUUUCUGUGACUA
Molecule: messenger RNA, 1769 nt
Organism: Ricinus communis (castor bean)
Lineage: Eukaryota; Viridiplantae; Streptophyta; Magnoliopsida; Malpighiales; Euphorbiaceae
Product: fasciclin-like arabinogalactan protein 10
Exons: 1
Coding region: 214-1491 (425 amino acids)
Cellular component (GO): plasma membrane
Source: RefSeq, a predicted model, not a curated record